Messenger RNA from Salvelinus fontinalis (brook trout), 2934 nucleotides. RefSeq names its product zonadhesin-like. Gene Ontology annotation, molecular function: heparin binding; hyaluronic acid binding. The record is from RefSeq and is a predicted model, not a curated record. The transcript has 4 exons. Gene Ontology annotation, biological process: visual perception. Bases 1 to 2934 code for a protein of 977 amino acids. NCBI's taxonomy places the organism in Eukaryota, Metazoa, Chordata, Actinopteri, Salmoniformes, Salmonidae.
AUGCCGGGGCUAACGAGGAGCUGUGUUUUCUGGGUUGUGUCUGCCAUCCUUCUGACAGGAUACUUUGACACAGUGUGUCAGGAGACGGUGUGGGAGACGUUCAAGAUCUUCUGGGACCGUCUACCUGAGAGAGAUGAGUACCAGGCCUGGGUUAACUUAUGUCAGGAUGGAACUGUCAGCGUGAUGGAGAUUGGCAGCAACUUCAGCCGAUCAGAGGAGCACGUCUCUCUUGUUAGGGCUGUGAAUAAUGAAGUCAUUGUCGUACAGCCAGACACCUUCUCAACCUUGCGAGGAGAUGUUGACAUCAUUCCUGUCAUUACUGCAGAGCCAGUUGAGGAGGUCACAGAGAUGGUCCCGCCAGAAACGACUGACUAUGUGACUGAAGAUGCUGACAUCGACGUCACCUCAGAGACCGACGAUACAAUACAGGAGAUAGGAGAGGACGCCACUACCAAAGCUGCCUUUGACGUCAACUCCGAAACAGCAGUUGAAGUCAUUGCUGAGACUAGUGAUGAGGCUGUCCAGGAGGUUAAUAUGGCUGCUGUUGAGGAAACAUCCGAUGCUACCUCAGAUGACACUGUGGAGAUCACACCUGAACCUAUUGUCACUGUCAUCCACGAGCCCAUUAAUGAGGUAAUUGGGAAAAUGGAUGAGGAAGUAAUCUCAGAUACCACACACAAUACAGUGGAGGAGGCAGAAGAGGCCGCUGCAGAGGUCCCACCAGAAGCUGCCAUUGAGAUCCCUAUAGAGGUCCCAUCAGAGGCUGCCGUUGAGAUCCCUGCAGAGGUCCCACCAGAAGCUGCCAUUGAGAUCCCUAUAGAGGUCCCAUCAGAGGCUGCCGUUGAGAUCCCUGCAGAGGUCCCACCAGAAGCUGCCAUUGAGAUCCCUAUAGAGGUCCCAUCAGAGGCUGCCGUUGAGAUCCCUGCAGAGGUCCCACCAGAAGCUGCCAUUGAGAUCCCUAUAGAGGUCCCAUCAGAGGCUGCCGUUGAGAUCCCUGCAGAGGUCCCACCAGAAGCUGCCAUUGAGAUCCCUAUAGAGGUCCCAUCAGAGGCUGCCGUUGAGAUCCCUGCAGAGGUCCCACCAGAAGCUGCCAUUGAGAUCCCUAUAGAGGUCCCAUCAGAGGCUGCCGUUGAGAUCCCUGCAGAGAUCCCUUCAGAAGCUGCCAUCGAGAUGCCUGUUGGGUCCACAGACAAGGAUAUGCCAGAGCCUGAAAUAAAAUUUAUUCCAGAAACUUCUUUGGAGGACAUUUCUGAAACCACCUCUGAAGCGCCUUCAGAGUCUGCCACAGAAAUCACUUCAGAUACCAUAGACAAGGAGAUCACAGAGGGCGCCACAGAAAUCACUUCAGAUACCAUAGACAAGGAGAUCACAGAGGGUGCCACAGAAAUCACUUCAGAUACCAUAGACAAGGAGAUCACGGGUGCUACAGAAAUCACUUCAGAUACCAUAGACAAGGAGAUCACAGAGGGUGCUACAGAAAUCACUUCAGAUACCAUAGACAAGGAGAUCACAGAGGGUGCUACAGAAAUCACUUCAGAUACCAUACACAAGGAGAUCACAGAGGGUGCCACAGAAAUCACUUCAGAUACCAUAAACAAGGAGAUCACAGAGGGUGCCACAGAAAUCACUUCAGAUACCAUAGACAAGAAGAUCACAGAGGGUGCUACAGAAAUCACUUCAGAUACCAUAGACAAGGAGAUCACGGGUGCUACAGAAAUCACUUCAGAUACCAUAGACAAGGAGAUCACAGAGGGUGCUACAGAAAUCACUUCAGAUACCAUAGACAAGGAGAUCACAGAGGGUGCUACAGAAAUCACUUCAGAUACCAUAGACAAGGAGAUCACAGAGGGCACUGCAGAAAUCACAUCAGAUACCAUAGAUGAGGAGAUUAAAAAGGCUGCCACAGAGGUCACUUCAGAUACCACAGAUGAGGAGAUUAAAGAGGCUGCCACAGAGGUCACUUCAGAUACCACAGAUGAGGAGAUUAAAAAGGCUGCCACAGAGGUCACUUCAGAUACCACAGAUGAGGAGAUCACAGAGGCUGCGGUAGAAGAAAACAUCCCUUUGGAGACCACUUCAGACAUUGCCACCAAGGCAACGUCAGAAGAUACUACAGAUGAGGAUAUUCCAGAGGAUGCAGCAGAAUUAACUCCAGACAUUUCUCCAGAGGACACAUCUGAGACUACAGAUGAGGAAGCUGCAGCGGAGUUGAUUCCAGAAGUUUCUCCAGAGGAUUCAGAUGGAGACGUUCAGGAGCUCCCUGUGGAGGUCACCUCAGAGGCUACAGUAAAUGUUGCCCUAGAAGACACUGAAGAGGAGACCCCUGAGAUUUUAGAGGAAGUUAUCUCAGACGCUGCAACGCAUUUGAUACUCGAGGCUACGGAGGAGAUCACUCCAGAGACUGUACUAGAGGAUACUUUGGCCACUACUACUAAUGAAGUGGUAAUAGAGAUUGGUCCUGAGGAAGAAGUCACUCCAGAAACUUCAGUAAAGGCCAUUCCAGAGGAUGUAACAGGGAUCACUGAAGAAGCAACAAUAAAGGCUGAAGUCACUCCUGAGGCUGAAGUAGAGAUGAAGGAAGUUACGGUGGAGGUCACCUCAGAAGCCACUUUGGAGGUCACUCCUGAGGUUGAAGUAGAGGAAACUUCAGAAUAUGUAGUGGAGGAACCUCCAGAGGCUGCUGAAGAAGUUCCUGAGGAAGCAGGAGAGGUCCCUUUGGAGACUGCAGUGGAAGACACUCCAGAGUCUGUAGAAGAAAUCCCCCCAGAGAUUGUAGAGAUAACUCUGGAAGCUGUUGAAGAAGACACUCCAGAGGCUGUAGAAGAAAUAGUUUCAGUGACUCCAGAAGAGAUAGCACCAGAACCUUCAGAGGACGAAACUCCAGAACCUUCAGAGGAGCAAAUUCCAGAACCUUCAGAGGACUGUGACUUCUGA